CUAAAUUUAAAAUUUCUAGAAGCAGUCAAAGUGACAUAUAAAAUUCAGACGUGAGAAGACUGUCAGUUUCAUUUUGUGCGUUCUAAGGUGAUAAACGGAUUUUCGUGAAUAAACAAGUGAUAAAAUAAUAAUGCCUCGACGAGGACGAUCAGCUAGCCCUCCGCCGGCACCUCAGCGAAGAGCUGCUCCACCGCCGAGCAAUGUGCCUGCACGUGCCCCUCCGUCGGCGCCUGCUCCGAUGGCUGCCCAGCCUCAGCAACCAUCCUUAUUCGGUCAAAUGGCCGCUACAGCUGGAGGAGUAGCUGUAGGGUCUGCUGUGGGUCAUGUGGCUGGCAGCGCGCUAACAGGAAUGUUCAGUGGAGGAAGCAGCAGCGAACCGGCACAGCAACAGCAAGCCCCUCCUGCAGCUCAGACCUACAACCAGUACCAGGGACAACAGCCUCAAGGACCAUGCGCUUGGGAGAUCAAACAAUUCUUGGAGUGUGCGCAACAACAGCACGACUUGUCCCUCUGUGAGGGCUUCAAUGAGGCUCUACGCCAAUGCAAAGUCAACAACCACAUCUAAAUCUUUUAGUUCCAUUGAAGGUGCCAUAAAGUUAAAUUAUGCUGUAUAAUCUUCAGAAAUCAUUCACAUUUUUGUGCAAGAAAUGUGUUUAUACAAUGUCAUCAUUAAAAUCUUAUAUCAUAUUCAAAACAUUUUACCUAGACCUCAGAAUGGAGCACCUUCCUAGUAGAUACUAUUAUUGACGGGGAAUUGUUUCCAACUUUGUAUUUAAUUUUAUUUUUCUAGAAAA
This is a messenger RNA of Manduca sexta (tobacco hornworm), 794 nucleotides long. RefSeq names its product coiled-coil-helix-coiled-coil-helix domain-containing protein 10, mitochondrial (gene Chchd2). The transcript has 3 exons. The record is from RefSeq and is a predicted model, not a curated record. Gene Ontology annotation, cellular component: nucleus; mitochondrion. Bases 131 to 565 code for a protein of 144 amino acids. Gene Ontology annotation, biological process: mitochondrion organization. Lineage: Eukaryota; Metazoa; Arthropoda; Insecta; Lepidoptera; Sphingidae.